Molecule: messenger RNA, 2643 nt
Organism: Peronospora matthiolae
Lineage: Eukaryota; Oomycota; Peronosporomycetes; Peronosporales; Peronosporaceae
Source: the annotation of a GenBank genome assembly
AUGUACUCGCCUGCGCUCUCAGGAGCCGGGACGCAUCGGAACGGCGUCCGUCGCACCCCUCGACGUGAGAUUGGCAACGUCCAGCAGCAGCAGCAGCGCGAUGGAUCCACGCGUCGUCGUCGUCACCGCAGUUGGGUGGACCAUGACGGCGGCUCGUCCUCGCCGUCUCGAGGCAGCGAAUCAAUCGCUUUAUUGGUCGAUAAUGACCGUGGUGUGUCUGACACAAAUCGGGGCAAUCGCAGGAGCUGGGGUAAUUGGUGUAUACCACACCAGUUAGGCGACUUCACCAAUGCACUAAUGUACGGGAUCAUUAACUCGAUCCUGACCAUUCCGUGUAUGUAUGGCUAUGCCGCUAUUAUCUUCAGUCACCCAGCUUUCACCACGUUUAUGCCAGCGCUGUCCAAGCUCGUGAUGCUGUCCAGUGUCGUGCACCAAGUCAUGUUUACACUCUUGAGCUCGCUGCCGUUUGCCAUUGGCCAAGUCCAGGACGCCGGGCUCAUUUUCCUCAGUGCAAUUGCCACGUCCAUUUGCAACUCGCUGGGUCCAGAGGUGUCACUGGAAGCCAAGGUCACGACUACAGUGGUUACAAUUGGCUUGGCCACGGCGUCGCUUGGCGCCGUGCUCGUGCUACUGGGGAAGUUUAGGCUUGCAGGGUUGGUGUCUUAUCUGCCGAUGCCCGUUGUGGGCGGCUACCUGGCAUAUAUUGGCCUCUUCUGCUUGUAUGCAGGCCUGUCAUUGUGUACUGGACUAGUGAUCAAUGACUUUACGUCAAUGAUGCAGAUCUGGGACAUGCACUACAUGAUACUCUGUAUCCCCGGUGCUUUGGGAGGAGUUGUCCUGCUGCUGGUGGCACAGCGGUGCGAAAACUCGUUUGCGCUGCCUGCGACGAUUUUGUUGAUGCCAGUGCUGUUCUUUGUAGUGCUGCCGCUGUGUGGGAUCUCGCUGGAGGAAGCACGCGACUAUGGCUGGGUCGCGCCCGUGUCUGCCCCUGCUGGUUUCGUGCAAAUGCUCGAUCUAUUUGAUUUCUCGCAAAUGUACUGGGGCCAAGUCCCUGUGCAAUUUACGACAUGGCUCGGUAUGACGUUUGUAGUGGCUUUCUCGUCUUGUCUGGAUGUGGCAGCUAUUGAGAUGGACAUGGGCAGUCAGCUGAAUAUCAAUCAUGAAUUAAAAUCUGUUGGCUGGGCCAAUGUCGUCAGCGGAUUGCUGGGCGGAUACACUGGAUCAUACAUCUUCUCGCAGACCAUCUUCACAUACCGCUCGAAGACUAAUUCGCGAGUCGUGGGUGUAUGCGUCAUUAUAUCCGAGUUUGCCAUCGUGCUUGUACCGUUAUCCGUCAUGAGCCUCGUACCGCGAUUUUUCUUUGCAGCCGUCUUGAUCUUCAUCGCAGUUGACUUGAUGACGGAGUGGCUUGUCCACGUGUACCACAAGAUCUUGCCUCGGGAGUAUAUUGUGUUGUGGCUCUCCUUCAUUGCUAUCAACAUGGUCUCGCUUGAGCUUGGGAUGGUGCUCGGUAUCGGAUUUGCUAUCCUGAACUUCAUGAUCGGUUACGCACAAGUCCGUGUUGUAGCUCGCCGAUCACGUUCCUCUGCUGCUGUGCGAAAACUUGCUGCUCGCACUCUGCUUGGUCAGAAGCGCGACGCCAUCGUCUACUUGGAGUUGUACGGGUACCUUUUCUUCGGGUCAUCGGUCCAGGUUCUCGAAGAUGUGCAAAAAGCUGUGUACAUUCGCAAGCCCCGAACCGACAAGAAGCAAAAGUCAAGUAAAAAGUUGGGUGUAGAGCUGCCGGUGGUCGACGAUUCGAGUAUCCCGCUAACACCUGUAUCCAAGCGAGACGUCCCAAUUGUGCGUUUAGAUGGCAGUCCUGCACCGCAUCCCGAUGGGCUGCCGACUGAAUUUGUUGUCAUGGAUUUCAGCCGCGUGUCUGGUAUGGAUGCAACGGCUGCUCGUAGUGCGUUCAUGACAUUGCAGCAGCAUUGUAAACGCCAUGGGAUUACUGUCCUAUUUGCUGACGUGUUGCCCGACAUCCGCAGCUUGCUUCUCAAAAAUGAGAUUGUGGAUGAGGGGAGCUUCUUUUCCAAUGCUGACGCAGCUUUGGAAUUUAGUGAAAACCGGUUGUUGCUGCACACCGACCAUGUCCGAGAUUUCCACCAUGCUCAUGAGUCCAUGAGUGUGCUGUUGCACCGCUUUAUUGGCGAGCCGGACGAGUCGCCACUUUUUACUGGCAUUGACCAGUUUUUUCGCAAGUAUGAAGUGCCUGCAGACUACGAGUUUUACCGUGUAGCCUCGUACCCUGAUCGGUUCUACUUCCUUGCCAGUGGUCGCGUGGCACUCUUUAUGAACGAUGACGGUAGCGUGGCCCCUGGAAAGCCAUUGGUUCCAUUAGAGAAUGUAAUGCCUGGUGCCAUGUUUGGUGAAGUCGACUUUUUCGGCCGUCAGCACCGAUACAUGGCUGCAACGGCGAUUGAACCUUGCACUGUAUUCGAGAUGACGCGCCAAAGCUACGAGUCGAUGGAUGGGGUCGUACCGAAGCUCUGGAAUCGACUCCGUGACGUUGUGAUGCAAUCGAUGGCGCUGUCAAUUACCAACACCACAUCCAUCAACACUUUGAACAGUGUCAAUGGCCAUCGUCUUGGAUGUAACUAA